Priapulus caudatus is the source of this 712-nucleotide messenger RNA. RefSeq lists its product as uncharacterized. Lineage: Eukaryota; Metazoa; Priapulida; Priapulimorpha; Priapulimorphida; Priapulidae. The record is from RefSeq and is a predicted model, not a curated record.
AUGGCAAGGAGUUUCUAUGAACGGCUUAUACGAAGCAUCUUCGGAGCGACCAGCUCGCCAGCCUGUUGUAAUUUCGCGCUACAGCAAACUGCUAGAGACAAUGCAGCCAACUUCAGUGAACAAGCCGUACAAGCCAUUCUGCAAGAUGUCUACAUGGAUGACCUGCUGAAAUCAGUCGAGGGUGUUCCAAAGGGAAUUGAGCUGGCCAAGGAAUUGGUGGCGCUGACGGCUAUGGGUGGUUUCAGACUACAUAAAUGGCUAUCCAACGCCCGAGAAGUUCUGGCUGCCAUCGAUAGUUCAGAGCUAGCUGUUCGCGAGGUAGACUUUGAUAAUGAUGAGGUUCCCAACCAGAGAACCUUGGGGAUGAGUUGGGACCUCCUCCAGGACAUCUUUGUCUUCCAUGCUGACCCCAAAGAGACCAAUAUGACGAAAAGAGGCCUAGUUAGCAUAAUGUGCUCCGUGUUCGAUCCGUGCGGCUAUAUCACCCCUUUCAUAUUCCGUGCUAAGUGUUUGGUACAGGAUCUAUGGAGAGCCGGGUUAGACUGGGACCAGCCCCUUCCGGAUAACUUGCAGCACAAAUGGAGGGAAUGGCUCCGAGAGCUUAGGGAACUGUAUGACACUGUCAAGAUACCAAGACACCACCCAGGGUUCAGCUCGCAGGCAGAGGAUGUCCAGAUCCACGUCUUUGGAGAUGCCUCAGAGUCUGGGUUUG